Molecule: messenger RNA, 3162 nt
Organism: Purpureocillium takamizusanense
Lineage: Eukaryota; Fungi; Ascomycota; Sordariomycetes; Hypocreales; Ophiocordycipitaceae
Exons: 1
Coding region: 421-2529 (702 amino acids)
Source: RefSeq, a predicted model, not a curated record
CGUGCCCCUUCAUGCAGUUGCGCCGCCGCCGCUUUGCACGCACAAAAGGCACGCACGCACGCAACAGCUCGACGCCUACCUGCCUGGACUGCCAAUUGAUCGCGGCCGCGCGCAUGCCUUGAGGCACCAUCGCCACGGCAUACCUGGGCCGCUUUACUCUGCUUGUCCCUCAUCAGCCCGCCGCCGUCCGUGUCCCACCAACCGCGUUUGCGUGAGACUGAUCUAUACCGCUCGUCCGUUUGCUACUACCGCCUCUUCGUCGUCAUCGACAAUGAGACGGGCCUCCCUGUCGUCCUGACCCCGUCCCGCUACUACCACCGCCACAGUAGAUAGCGCGCCUCUUCUGCGCGCUCCCGCCGCCGAGCUACUACAAACAAGGUUCUCCUUCAUCCGCCGUCCCAUGCCGCCCUUCAAUCCGCCAUGACGGUUCACAGUCCCUACCAGCGGACGGCCCCUUUUCUACAACGCAACUGGGUCAAGGUCCACAAGCCCCUUCACGAAUCUUCCGUCAUGGGCAACAUCAUGGCCUCGCCGACGCACAAGGGGCCUCAACUCUCGGCCACAGAUGGCCGUCGCCCAGCCAAGCGCCCUCGUAUCUCAUCGCCCGACUCAUUCGACGUGGGGAGUCUCAUCGCCGCACCACAUACGACUGAUACCGGCUCGGUCCUGCGCAUCGAGGUGCUCAAGGUCUUGCACAGGGACUCCAAAAAGGUCCGCUCUGCCCAAGGCGCCGUGAUACCUCGCGACGUCCUCACCACCAAGGCGGCUUGCAGGAUCACUAUCCGCGACGUGAGCUCCGCCUUCCCGCGAGUCCUCCACUGUCAAAGCCAGCUUUGCGACUUGACCACGUACAAGAAUCCCGUCGGCCCUCAUCGCGUGGCCCGGGUCGACCUACCCCGUCCGUUCUACGUCCCUCAAGAAAGUAUUCUUGUCACCAGACCAAACGAUGACAGGUACGAUCUUUCCGACAAAUACGAACUCCUAGUCGAACUCGAGUCCGCCAACGACGGCGUCCGCUGGCCUCCUCUUCACCCGCAGACAGACUUCGGCAUCUCCGUCAACGCGUUCGAUUCGAGCCAGUUUAGCAUCCUCUCCAGUCACUUUGAUAGUAUCUUCGGCCGGCAGAGGCAGCCACUGGAAUUCGCUCCUGGCUAUCCAUCCGACCGGUUUGCAGUCCCCACCAACUACAUCAUGGAUAUCGACCUUAAAUGGGGAAGCGGGUUGAAAUCGCUUAAGCACAUCGAUAAGGACUCGAAGCCAUGCAUCACAGCCAUUGACCCUGAUGCGGACCCAUACGGCGAUAUCAACUUUGAGCACCCCGCUGAUGACGUCGCCAAUGGCAUCGAUGGUAUCAAUGGCCUUUCAAACGGAGAUGCAUCCCAUGAUCACGACGACGAUCUUCGUGGCGACCAGACACCGUCACGGUCGUUGAGGACCCGCGAAAAGUCCAAGAAUUAUAACUUGAAAGUUCUGAGCGAUCAAGCCCAGGGAAGAGAACGACGAAGGCGGGCACGGAUUGCCAAUCACACGGUCAAUGAAGGACGAGUUCAGUAUUUGCUGCCAUCAGAUCAGCCUGUCUGCCUCGACUUCUACCGCUGCGUGAACUGUGGCGCCUACCACGAGUCUAUGCCGCAGUUGCAGCUCCACUUGAAGAUGAACCAUCCCGCCUAUGAGUACGUCCUCGAAACGAUGAGCCAGGGGCCGCAGUUUCGUGUGUCUGCCGUGCGGGCGAUGCCAACGACACCAAGCAGAAUAGCUACCCGCCAACCCCAGGUGUUCAACAUCCCAUCCUUCUCCGCGGGCGAUCUGCCGUCGGUGUCGGCGCGCGCCGCUCAAGAUGAAGACUUGCUCAGGUCUCCCUCCAUCAAAGCGCAAGCAAACAGGCCUGCAUCUGGUUCGCCUGCUCCAAAGCUUUCAAAGCUUCCCGGACGCGGGGUCGUCAAGUCAAAAGAAAGGAAAGUUUUGGUUCCUAACAUUUCACAGCCUCUCUUCCACCCCAUUAGCAAGGCAACGCUGCAGCCCGGACAGGAGGUGCCCGAGACAGUGCCUGAUGAUACAUGGCUCAUUCAGAAGCAUCAAGAGAGCAUCGGCGAAUUCACCGAUGUUGAUGCGACGGAGAAGGAGUAUAUCUGGGAGUGGGACGGGUUCAUCUUGCGCAAGAACAUCACUUCUGCCGCGUACCUCCCGCGCGCAUUCCUCGAUUUUGUGGAGGCAAAGGCAGUGUGGCUUGUCGCCGAGAAUCACCGUAUGAUCGAGUUUGGCAAGCAUUGCAGCGUCCUGCUUGCCCGCGACUUGCUGGAUAACGAGACUAUGAAGCGGGCUUUUACGUAUAUCCGCUCUGCCAGGGCGACGAAAACGUCCAGCUCUGAUGGGCAGACGAGUGAAGCAGACAGCUCAUGGGGUGGAGAUGGAGCCCCACGACAGUCUCCACGAUCGACACAAAUUCGCAAAAGUAGCAGCGGCUGCAGCGUCUGCCAACUGCCGGUACUAGGGCCCACGCUCCUACUCUGCUCCAACAAGGUACCAUAAAUUCGUCCCUCUUGUGUGAUUCUCGCUGACCUUGUGUGAAACUUGCUGACUAUGUAACUUGGAGUAGUCCUGCCCGCGGCGUUUAUACCACUCGACCUGUAUCAAGGAGACUGCAAAGACACCCGUUACACAGCGCGACUGGCUAUGUAACUCAUGUUGCGAAACGCAAAUCCCGAGCUAGGAGCCCGAUUUUUUGCGUCCGCACCAGAGGCAGCGAGUGGCAAGACUUGCGUCGAGAAAGCUACGCAGCACACCUCAACGCUCGGCUGCCGUGAAGACGCGGCUAAAGAAAGAAUGAGGCAUGAGACAUGUUCACACUUUUGUAGAAGGGGUUUGGCUUUGCUUUGAUGGUGGGUGGAUUCUUUGAGCAUGGGCGGUGAAUAGCGUCUUGAUGGGUCGAUGGGUCGGGUGAGCAAACGGAGCAACUCCAUAGGGUCCCACGGGGCUUGAAGGUUGGGAAACGGACGCCUCAGACUGGGUGGUCAUACAUUGUCCACGCCCGCUCGUAGCUGGUGACCGAGGCUGCCCGCUCGACACAGUCGCGUGUACUUGAUAGGGGUGGGGGUGGCAUGGCGCAAAUCAAAGGGGGCAUGUUUCCUCGUCCAAGGCCCAGGCUAGGCCGUUGCUCAUUAC